Messenger RNA from Fibroporia radiculosa, 714 nucleotides. RefSeq lists its product as uncharacterized. The transcript is spliced from 7 exons. The coding region runs from base 1 to 714 and encodes 237 amino acids. The record is from RefSeq and is a predicted model, not a curated record. Gene Ontology annotation, biological process: DNA-templated DNA replication; DNA repair. Gene Ontology annotation, cellular component: DNA replication factor C complex; Rad17 RFC-like complex; nucleus. NCBI's taxonomy places the organism in Eukaryota, Fungi, Basidiomycota, Agaricomycetes, Polyporales, Fibroporiaceae. Gene Ontology annotation, molecular function: DNA clamp loader activity; ATP hydrolysis activity.
AUGUCUCUCUGGGUAGACAAGUACCGCCCGCGCACCCUCGACCAGCUUCAUUAUCACAAGAGUCUUUCUGUUCGGUUAAAUGCUUUAGCCGCCUCCGGAGACUUUCCGCAUAUGCUCCUCUAUGGCCCGUCUGGAGCAGGGAAGAAGACGCGAAUCGCGGCGACGCUGCACGCGCUGUUUGGGCCAGGCGCACAGAAGCUCAAAAUUGAUCAGCGAGUGUUCAUGACGCCGACGAGGCGGAAGUUGGAUGUAAAUAUUGUGCAGAGUAAUUUCCACAUCGAGAUUACACCUAGUGAAGUGGGGAACUAUGAUAGAGUGGUCAUUCAGGAGCUGUUGAAAGAGAUCGCGCAGACGCAGCAGAUCGACGUGAGUGCCCGACAUCCGUUCAAAGUUGUUAUUAUCAAUGAGGCCGAUUCCCUUUCCCGAGAUGCCCAAGCAGCGCUCAGGCGUACGAUGGAGAAGUACAUGUCAAAUAUGCGCAUCAUUCUUUGUGCCAACUCAACAAGCCGCCUUAUUGCUCCCAUCAAGAGUCGGUGUCUUUUGGUUCGGGUUGCUUCGCCGAGUGAGGAAGAGAUGUCGGAAGUCUUGCGAUAUGUGGCCGGUAGGGAACAGUUCGACCUGCCUGACGAUGCCGCGCGUGAGAUUGUUCAGGACGCCAAUGGAAAUAUGCGGAAAGCCUUGCUCGUUUUGGAGGCACUGAAGAUGCAAUCGUGA